Spirometra erinaceieuropaei is the source of this 8848-nucleotide messenger RNA. The record is from the annotation of a GenBank genome assembly. NCBI's taxonomy places the organism in Eukaryota, Metazoa, Platyhelminthes, Cestoda, Diphyllobothriidea, Diphyllobothriidae.
AUGGAUCUCUUCGCCGCCGCCUGCGACAACUUCGGCCUGGUCAUCAACACGAAGAAAACGGUGGUCAUGCAUCAACCGCCACCCAACGCUGCCUACGUCGCACCCCAAAUCAACGUGAACGGAACCCAAAUGCAAGUAGUGGACAACUUCAUCCACCUCGUCAGCACCCUCUUCCGCGCCACCAAGAUCAGUGAUGAAGUAGCCCGUCGGAUCUCCAAAGACAUCCAAGCCUUCGGCCGUCUGCAAAGCACAAUCUGGAAUCACCACAGUCUCCAUCUCAACACCAAACUGAAGACGUACAAGGCGGUCAUCCUGCCGACGCUGCUAUAUGGAGCUGAGACCUGGACGGUGUACAAGAAACAGGUUCAAAGAUUCUAUUACUAUCACCUCAGCUGUCUUCAUCGGAAACUGAGACUGAGAUGUCAGGACCGGAUCCCAACACUAGCGUACUGGAGCGGACGGAAAUUCUCAGCAUCUACGCCAUGUUGAGACAGCAACGACUGCGCUGGAGAUGCCACAUCGUGCGGAUAAAUGACGAGCGGCUACCCAAACAACUCUUCCAUGGAAAUGUCACCACGGGUUCCCCCCGACAAGGAGACCAAGUCAGUCGAUAGGAGGACACUCUGAAGGCUUCCCUGAAACGUCUGCAGAUCAGCACGUCCAAUCGGGGAGACCUCGCACGAGACUGACUGACCUGGAGGAAAACAGUGAAGACAGGCGCAACGAUCUACGAAGCCAAACUUAUCACCGCCGCCAGAGCCGAACGCGAAGCUCGCAAGUCCCAACUGCGCGCACCUCGCAACGCCAACACGCAACUACCCCCGACCUGCCAACGCUGUCAGAGGACGUUUCGGUCACCAGUCAGCCUUUUAGGACAUCUUCGUACCAAUUGCAGCACCCGGACUACACCAGCUGCUAGCCCCCGUCAAACUCUGUCUGGCCCACCUCGCCGACAACUAACACUGACCGCACUCCCGAACCCCCACUACCAUCCUCCUCUUCCGUUGCCUCAACAUCCGCUACGGCGGCUCCUGUAUCCACCACCACUGCACACAAUCCUGACACACCAAAAAUCAUCAACCUCCCCCCCCCCCACCACCAACAACCCUAGCGAUGUUGACCCUAUCCAUACCUGUCCUCAUUGAAACCGCGCCUUCACUUCACACAUCGGCCUGCUCGGACACUUGCGAAUCCAUCGCACAGAGACCGGCCAACCCGUAAACGGAACACCCAAAUACAUUCGCCGCAUCCGCCUCAACCGCCCUCAUCGCACCCGCACAUUCAUCCGCCGCAUAUGAUUACUAGGCCACAUGCGCAUUCACGAAAACAUGCGGUAGGUAGCCGCCGGCUAAACCACACCAUCACAUCUCCCACCACCUACAUCACACGACAUCAUCAUCACCCACCAAAAGCAUUCAAUUGCUACCUUCUACGCCACUGGGGAGUGUGCAUCUCGACUCCGUCUCCAUGCGGCCCCUUCUGCAUGUGUGAUUCGAAUCUGAGACUAUCACGGCGCGUCAAGCGCCGUGGCUUGGAAGGCUGCUGACUGAUGCCCCAACUUAGUCCAUGCAGUCUGCCCAGUUGUGUGUGUGUGUGUUUGUGUGGAGUGGCGGACUGAGAACCAGCCUGUAGCGGCUCAUUCUCAACGUGACCUGUGGCACUCUCACGCAUGUGAGAUGUACGUCUCCUAAUCCCCCUUGUGCGGACUUCUGGUGCUUGUGGUUUGGGGGCCAGGUCGUGCAUGUGGCGCACGCAGAUAAGGUCACUAGACUAUGUCAGCCGCGGCGCCCAAUCCCGCAUCAGUCAGCUGACCGGCUCGGGCAGUGGCUGGGACCUGAGAAUGGGGCACAAGAGUGAUAUCGACAAAUCAGCGCACUUUCCUCAUCAUAAAGAAUCUGACGCACUAGAAGCUAUCACGGUGCGCUAAAAGUUGCGGAUUGGAAGGUUGCCAACUGACGGGAUAACCUGGAUCUCGCAGUCGGUCCAGUGUUGUGUGUUUGUCUGGGGCGGCCGGCUGGUGGUCUAAGCAUGAGUCUGCAAUGGCUCCUCCUUAGUGUGGCCGUUAUGGCACUCCCAUUCCGCGUGAUCUGAGCUAGGUGUGAUGGCCCACCUAGGUGCGGCUCCGGCUGCGCCAGCCACCCUUUUGUUGUUGGUUAAAAUUCUGGUCAUUUGUUGUGUGGAACAGGAGGUUUGGAGCGGAACGCCAAGGUGUGAGCUCGACUGUGCCAUCCACUUGCGUCCUCCGCCCGCCUCCGGUCUUCUUUACUCUGUCUUGACACGGGGCCCAGUUGGGAAAAGAGGAGAGAGUGGGGUAGAUGCAGCGCAAGUCUAAAUUCACUAUAAACUAAACCACGCGCCUAGUCACCGUGUCUGCUUCACCUUGCUGUGGAGCACACGGUCGAACUGUCAGAUGACAUUGUUGGAAUACACUCGCCAAUUCCCUCUGAGACGGCAAUGUGGGGAAAAGCGCCACCUCUUAAACGCCCGUAUGUCCGUUUUGGCGGAUGUUUUCUACAUUUCUGGUAGUAAAUAUUUCAGGAGACGGUUUUCUCACGAAUUUUUUAUUAUGAAGGCAAUCUCGCUCUCUAUCAUGUCCGCAGAGCAUAUUCUUCUAAUUCGGCGAGUUAGGCAGCGAACUUGGCUUUGUUUCUGCUGUAAAAGGACAAGAUACGGUAAUUUGUGUAUUGUCCCGUCCCCGUUUUCUUGCGGAAUAUUAUUCUACCAAAUAGAACUUCCAUAUAGAGAAGACUCUUCUCCUUUUUUACAUAAAUGAAAACCGACAAUGGAUGAACUUUAUUUAAUUACUCAGAAGAGCGUCCAGACUAAGCUUUUCCUCCGCUGUUACAAAGACUUCGAUAUAUCUAAUAAUAAGAAGCGAGGUCUUCCAUAAAGGAAUGAAUCUGGUUCUUCUCGAGUUUCUACAUGAAAACAUCCGCUGGUGGGCUUCCAGGGUAGGAUACCACCACUACUUCUUUGGUUCAAGAGUAAACAGGCCGUUAAAUCUGAUUUGAGCAUCUACACAGCGAAAGUGAAGCUCCCUUUACGGCUACAACAGGAAUGCCAAAUGGGAAAUCUUUAUUAACGAUAUCUUCGCAUGAAUAUUACAUCUUCUCUAUGAAGAAACCACUAGUGGAUAAAGUUUUUUCACUUGCGGCUCACAUUUCCCAUAAAAUCCAUGAAUUCAGGUGUGUCCCGUAGCCUGCGCGUCGCAACUCUGCGUUCAAUUAGCUUAAGGGUUACUUUCCGCUAUCUUGUAUUUUGGCGAUAAGACAGAUUGCACAUGUCUAAUACUGACCGCAUAGCAGGGUCUAGUUUGUGAAUCUUUGGUAGACUACACAACUUUAAGGGGGCUUGAGUUAGGAAACUUAAAAUCUUAGAAGGCCAAAUUCUAUUUCGUAGCCGUACCUGUUAGGGGUUAUGUUAACGCUGGUCUACUGCAGGUAUGGCUACGAAAUCAGAUCCGACCUAUCAGAAUUCUUGUUCACUAAGUAAACGUGGGUUUUUCCGUUGCAGAAGACAUACUAUAGAUGGGGUUUCUAGGAGAUCCGUCUGGUUCUAAUGUUGCCUUCUUCUUCUGAACUCAGUCUCAUCAAUCGAAUUCAUUCAAUUUUUGAAGCAUUAUCACCCUUUCAUUAGAACGAUACCGGAAUUCUUGUUGGACCUGACGUCGGCUAUUUCCUUGCUUUGGUGUAGGUCUUUGAGUUUGUUAACUGAGCUGCUUGGCAUAUCAGAUUUAUAUUGUUUGUAGCUCCAAGAGUGAACAUAAAAUACUCGGCUUCCGCCGGUGUUGUGGGCGCUAGGCCGUGUAUUUUUUCAAACUAAGCUUCGUCCAUAAAUCUGUUUGGUCUUUGAUUAAGAAAUCAACAUUUGUAACUAAGAAAUAGUAUUUUAACCAAUUUUUCUCGAGAGCCGAGUUUCUAAAAUUUUGUAAAUACCGUUCCGUAGCAUUUAGUAAAGUGGCCUGUGCUUUCUCAUGAAGAUGUUUCAUGCAAUUCACUUCGGCCGGUGGCGUGGUUACGAUCUUAACAUAUCUCUCAUAGUGUAGUCGUGCUUCAUCAGUCUUUUUGUGUAAUAAAGCCAUGCUUUCAUAUAGGUUAUGCCGCGGUUCUCCGGUUUCCGUCGUGACAAAACCUAGUCAGUCCUGAGUAAGUACCCCUGGUCUUGCAGUUGAGCUACAGUGCGUGACCUAUCUCAUGAAAUGUUGGCUGAAAUUCUGAAAUGCGUUUUCGAUUAGGAAGGAUUACUUGGUCGCGGUUGUAAUACUGAUUAACUUAAGGCAUACUCUUAUAACAUUUUGGACUCGGCAGGAUGUUGGCUUUUAAAUGAACUUCUUUUCACUAUCCUGUGAAAAGCGUGCUCGGUAAAAAAAUGACUACUUAAGUAGCAUGCAUUUUUCCCAUUGAUUUUCUAUGGUCUUGCAAAUUCAAAUAUAAUUUAUAGAAACCACAAACAAAAAUAUGCUUUCUUUUAGUCAAUCAAUAGAGAACCACGUCUUCUUUAUAUUUUAUACUUAAGGAAGGAGUAUAAUUAGGUUUUAAAAAAGUUUUCUAAUUGCCGAAAAAUUUGGAGCCUGAUCAUUCAUCGCAUUAGCGCUUAGGGAUUUCAUUCUACAAGGUGCAUGCGUUCCGCGUAAAGAAAAUCACAUAUUUUUCUAUGUCAUUAAAAAGAUAUCAUACAGAAUCCAUAAAAUUUUGCAAUGGAUGCGGACCAUGUUGUACAUUUCAUGAGGAGCAAUGGUAAACGGCCAGGUACGAUGCUAUGUGGAUGGACAUAUGGCGGUCUUAAAAAGUUUCAUAAUUAGAAACGUUUUUAAAACCUAAUUAUACUCCUUCCUUAAGUAUAAACUAUAAAGAAGACGUGAUUUGCUAUUGAUUAACUAAAAGAAAACACAUUUUUGUCUGUGGUUUCUACAAGAUAUAUUCAAAUUUUCAAAACCAUCGAAAAUCAAUGGGAAAAUGCAUGCUACUUAAGUAGCCAUUUUUUACCGAGUACGCUUUCUACAGGAGAUUGAAAAGAAGUACAUUUAAAAGCCGACAUCCUGCCGAGUCUAAAAUGUUAUAAGAGUAUGCCUUAAGAUAAUCAGUCUCACAACCGCGACCAAGUAAUCCUUCCUAAUCGAGAACGCAUUUCAGAAUUUCAGCCAACAUUUCAUGAGAUAGGUCACGCACUGUAAAUGCCCAAUUCUUAAGACACGACCUCCAGUACAUGUGAGGAUAUUUAUUUGUGCCGAGCCCUAAGUCGUCAUUAGAUUAUUUCAGUUGGGCGCUAACAUACACGUCAACAUUAAAGAAGUCCAUAGUCCCUUCCCUCCCCCCCUGUUUGGCACGUCUGCACAACCUCAACCCUCCCCCCACACCACACUUCCUCCAUGUCCUGGCCUGGUGAUAAAUAAUCGAAAACGUGCGUGUGCUAACUUCACCGUCUUCAUAGCUUUAAGGUGGAUUGCUUUCAAUGAUAGGAAGAACGGGGGACAAGUUUAAUAAAUUUGCUUAUAUGACUAAGAGCAGAAAGUAUUUGUGAUUUUCUAUGUGAUAAAUGGAUUAACGCGGAAGAAAUAGGCUUUAGCGCCUAGUAUUAAGCAUUUUGCAGGAUCUUCACUUCGCUGCAUGAACUCGGUUCAUCAUCUUAAAAACUGCUUUCUUGUUGCCAUCCAUCAAAAGACAAGUCCAAUGAAAUUAUACCACAAAUAACUAUUUCUUGGUUAUUUUAUCCUGUAUAUGGGGACAGCACAAAUACCAACAUAAAAGAUUAUGCACUGCUUUACCACAAGCUGUAGUGUUGCGACAUGGAUUACCUUAGGAAACGAAAGGCCAAAAUAGGAUAUUUCGUACAGUACAGUCAGUGACCGAUCUCAUGGGAUGGUAACCCUAAUUGCGAAAUGUGUUUUCGACUUGGGAGUAUUACCUAAGUGCGGUUGUAAUAUUUACCAGUGUGAGCAUCAUCUUAAGAUAUUUCAGUCGCACCAAGCGACCGGCUUAUAAAUGCCAUUCUUUUCGGUUGCCUGUGAAAACCUCAUUAAACAUAAAAUGACUGCUGAAGCAGCAGGAAUAGCCUUUCUUGCGCCCGCUUCAUAAUAAACCAUGUCUUCUUCAAAUUUCAUUCUUUCAGAUAGGGUAUCUUUUAUCCGCUCAACUAUCGCUGUAUCGCUCUGCUUGUCAAAGUGUCUUAUAACGCAUGCAACGCAGUCCACGUCGAUCGGAAAAUUUUAUGAGUCCUAUAUACCAAACUCCUAAUGACAUAGGGGAAUGUAUGAUCUUUACUUUGUGAUGAGUAUGCAGCUUGUGAACUGUUAUCUUGAACGUAAAUGCAACGGCAGACGGAACACGCGAUCAUUUAGAGUUGAAAACUUUGUUCAGACCCAAUUAUAAUCGAUUUUCAGGCAAAAAAUUUGAAGAAGAAGAAGAAGAAGAAAAAGUGAUUUGCCACCGAAAGAGUACAAAUAAGGAUAUUUUUGUAUGCUUUCUGUGAUGUAUGAUGUAACUUGGAAGGAAGUCGAAAGUUGGUGGAAAACAUUUCUACUUCUUAAGUAGCCAUUUAUUUCGGGUAUGGUUUUCACAUGCGGCCAAAAGGAAGAGCAUUCAAAGACGAGCAUUCUGGCGUGACUAAAGCAUCUUUGGGCCAUAGUGCACGAUAAUCAUUAUUGAAACCCGACUUAUGUAAUCCUACCUAAUCCAAAGCCCAUUUCGAAUUUCGGCUAGCACUGCAUACGAUCAGUCAUUGACUGUAUGUUCAUUAAAAGAUGAUACUCAGUCUACACCUACUUGGGCUCAUAACAGUAUGUCCUUGGUCGCAUGUGUAGCAAAAUGUCUAUUUUGUCCGAGUGAGAUGCAAUGCCAACUUCUGCCUUCUUCGUCCUAACAUUUCUAGGAUAAAAAGUAAGGAUAUUGCUACGAUACACUGUAGUUCAUCCUUAAGUUGGCAGUUUGGGCAAACUCAUCUUCCAUUGGUUGGUCGGGGAGCGCCUUGUGGCUUCUUUAGAUAACUUGGGCAAUAUGCUUUUUUUACACUGACUGAAAGUGUAAUUCUGUUUGUGAAAAUACCUUCUUCCCAACCAUCCGUUAAACCUUGCCUAGAAACCGAUGUUUAAGAAGUGCGUAACAUUUAGUUAGGUUUGUUAGACAGAAUAUCGUGGAGAGUUAUUCAAAAAUUUAAAUGACGUUGUGUCAGGCAAUGUUUUUUCCCAAAGACAUACGGGUGGGCCUUACAUGAAGGUGAGAGGUCGGUAAAAGGUAACUAGUUCCGAUUACGACGGAAAUUGCUCAAAUGUCAAUACAUGCAAAAAGCUGAGUUUCGGCAACCACUUGAGGAUAAGAUGCAAUUGCUGAACUAAUGCUUCACCUCUCGGAUUUUCACUCAAACUACUCAUCAGAGGCAGCCUCAGACAAGAAUGAUGAGACGCACGACUGGAGCGGCAUAUAUAGGCUUCAGCUGCCAUGUUACCACAUGUUCAAUCGAAAUUGACAGCUCUUACAUUCGUCGCCGACAGCCGCACUUAGUGCGACGGUUCCUUGCUCGUCCCCACCCAGUCGUUAAUUGUCACAAUUUCCCUACCGGUGUUGCAAUAAUGACUCGGUAACUUGGGUCGCCAAUACUAUUACCGAAGGCGGUGUUCGCCUUCGUACUCAGCGCAGGCAGUUUCAGCACCGAAUGUGUCGGAGGGAGGUUGUUGCGUUCAUUGGCUCAGGCAGCUUGCAGCACACACAGUCGUCAUAUUUUACAAGAGUUUUGACCUCGCCGGACUUAAGUGUGUGACCGGGUCCUGUCGAAUGAACAGCGGCUUUGGAGCCGUCUCUAUCCUUACCACUGCUGCUGCAUGUUUGGCCAUCCGCGCUCUACAUUUUACCCAGUUUCUGCGAUGGUCAUACCUUUCCCACUACUGUAGCUAAUUCAGCGAACAACCCCAGUAUUAAUGAGUCUGACACUUACCUCUGUUCUGUAUACAACCCCAAAUCCAAACAGAGUUAGAAGGUGACCGACGGCUUUUAAGACAUUCUUAGCAUGCGGGAGUGUCUCCAAAAUAUGGGGUCGGUGCAAUACAGUCUCUCGUUUCAUUUGCCCAGGCAAUAAUUGACGAAGUUGCAAUGACUCUCAUCGUCCUCAGCACCCGUCCACGGUAUUUCAUUUCGUCAACAUUUUAUUCUGGUUCAUUGCAGUGGGUCGCAACACGCAGUUAUAAUGCCCUUGCGCACUUGUACUUGUGCUGGAUUUGAUGGUUGUUGCGGGGGAUUAUUAAAUACCUUCUUUUGUUCAAUUUCUUAAACGCUUUAGGUUUAAGCAGCUACAGUCUUUGUGGCAAACGACGACAUCCAAGAAAACUAACCGGUUGUUUUCCUCAUUCUUUAUUGUAGACUUAUUGUCCUCGGAAACGGUAGUGAAAUGUUCUGUGAGUGAAGGCACUCAGUUGUGUUCGAUGACAAUGAAGUAAUCUUCCGCAUACCUGGCCCAGAAUUUUGUCCUGAAGUGUCGGAAGACCAGCAAAUCCAACGGACGCAGGACCGCCUCGGCCACUAGUCCCAAACUGGUUAACGCCAUUGAUGUGCCUUUCACCUGCUCACAGACUGUCCUGUUAAAAUUGUUGAUGGGAGAUCUUCACACCACCCUAGACACUAUGUCGAAGGCGGGCAAACUCAUUUCCCUUGGUGACUUCAAGACCCGCGUCGGCAAAAAUCACGUAAACUGGGAACAAGUGUUCGAUCGCAACGAGGUCGACAGCUACAACAACAGCGGACAUUACCUCCUACAGACCUUCACGGAAAACACUUCUAGCCUUAUCAACACCUUCUUCCGUCCGCUAAACCGCAAGAAAGGAAUGGACUGCAAUCUCACUCGUACCACUGGCAUCCGCUAG